Trichobilharzia regenti is the source of this 825-nucleotide messenger RNA. The record is from the annotation of a GenBank genome assembly. Lineage: Eukaryota; Metazoa; Platyhelminthes; Trematoda; Strigeidida; Schistosomatidae.
AUGUGUGAUACAUCAGCCUCAUGUUACUCUAGCUUGUAUAAAUCAAUUAACUUCUCCACACAGUUGAACAGUUCUAAACGUGAGGAAUUACUAAGCAUUUUUUGGGAAGAAUUUGAAGAGUCUAGAAAUCAGUCGAAAAUUCCCACUGUAUUAUUUGCAACAACAAUUAUCAUAUUUUUAGGAAUGAUCCUAUUCGGUGCAUUUGGCAGUAGUUUAGUGAUCUAUGUUGUCCUGAGAAAACGUUCUAUGCGAACACGUGGAAAUUUAUUCAUCUUGAAUUUAGCUAUUUCUGAUUUAACGUUAUGCCUUAUUACACAACCAUUUAAUCUGUUAAGAUUGUUAACGGGUAACCGUAAUUGGGCGCUUGGAUUAUUUAUGUGUAAAUUUUCUGCAAUGUUUCAGGGGACUAAUAUAUUUGUAUCGACAAUUAGUAUAACAGCGAUUGCAAUUGAUCGAUUUCAAUGUAUAAUUUAUCCAACAGCAAAUCGUGGAAGUAAUACAACAGCGAUAAAAGUCAAUUAUAUCACAUGGAUUACAGCAUUUAUUCUAGCCAGUCCACUAGUCUACUUUUCACGUAUCACAGAAAUGAAUCAUUUGCAAUGCACAGAAAAAGCCGAUAAUCCAACAACACAAAAAUUUAAAUUAUUCUAUUCAUUAGCUGCAUUAAUUAUACAAUAUAUGACACCAUUAGUGAUUGUAACCAUUGUUUACUAUCGUAUUUGUUUAAGUAUACGUGAUCGUAAAGAGCGAGCAAUUCAAAAAUUUGCCUCUCACAAAUUAUUCGAGCUAAUAAUGAUCCACAGAAUGAUAAAUAUGAAUCCAUGA